AUGGCUGAAAAAGUUGCUCUCUUUGAAAGUUUCCUGAGUUGCCAUGUGUGUUCAGAGACUUUCAUAGAUCCUGUAUCUCUGAGCUGCAACCACAGCUUCUGUUCAAGCUGCCUGAAGAAAUUCUGGGAACAAGCUAAAAACAAAAACUGUCCAAUUUGUAAAAGAAAAUCUUCAAAGGAUUUUCCAAAGCUUGACUUUGCACUGAAGGAACUGGCUGAUUCCUUUGCUGGGAGACAGACAUCUGGAUCAUCUGAGACAGAACUGGGAGAGAGUCAGAGUCACAAGGUGGUUCCUGUAGAACAAGCAGUCAGUGACCUGAAGGAGCAGCUGAAAUCUGACUUAAAGUCUCUACAGGACAAGAGGAGCAAAUACAAACAAGUGGAGAAAACAUACAGUGAAAUGAUUCAACACUCCAAGAAGCAGCUGUUGUCCACAGAGAGGCAGAUCAGAGCAGAGUUCAACAAGCUCCACCAGUUCCUGAAAGAGGAAGAGGAGUCCAGACUGGCAGCUCUGAGGGAGGAAGAGGAGCAGAAGGGGAAGACUAUCAGCAGAGAGAUGAAGAUGAUUCAGGAGCAGAUCUCCUCUCUGUCAGACAGUAUCUCUGCUGUUGAAGAAGACCUGCAGAAACACAACGUGCCGUUCCUCAGCAGUUAUAAAGCCACUCAGACCAGAGCCACAGCCCAGUGCUCACUGUCAGAUCCACAGCUGCUCUCAGGAGCUCUGACAGAUGUGGCCAAACACCUGGGCAACCUGUCCUUCAGAGUCUGGGAGAAGAUGAAGGAGAAGGUCCACUUCAGUCCUGUCAUUCUGGACCCAAACACUGCAAACCCCUGUCUCCAUCUGUCUGAUGAUCUGACCAGUGUGAGACAUGGGGACACAAAGCAGCAGCUCCCUGACAAUCCAGAGAGAAACACUCAGUAUGCCACUGUUCUGGGCUCUGAGGGCUUCAGCUCAGGGAAACACAGCUGGGAGGUGGAGGUGGGAGACUAUCCUGUCUGGAAUGUGGAUUUGACUAAAGAGUCAGUUGACAGGGAGGGAGAGAUAUAUGCUUCACCAGAAUAUGGAUUGUGGUGUUUAUUACAUCGCAGUGGAAAAUACACCAAUGUUGUUGGUAAGACUGUCACAGUGAAGAAGAGUGGGGAGGUGUCCUUCUACGACCCUGAAGACAUGACUCACAUCUAA
Messenger RNA from Seriola aureovittata, 1182 nucleotides. RefSeq names its product nuclear factor 7, ovary-like. NCBI's taxonomy places the organism in Eukaryota, Metazoa, Chordata, Actinopteri, Carangiformes, Carangidae. The transcript has a single exon. The record is from RefSeq and is a predicted model, not a curated record. Bases 1 to 1182 code for a protein of 393 amino acids.